Molecule: messenger RNA, 9026 nt
Organism: Aphidius gifuensis
Lineage: Eukaryota; Metazoa; Arthropoda; Insecta; Hymenoptera; Braconidae
Gene: px
Exons: 15
Coding region: 573-7604 (2343 amino acids)
Source: RefSeq, a predicted model, not a curated record
GCAUUUGCGUGGCAUCAUGGAAUGAAAAACGUAUUUCAAUAUGGCGACUAUAUUGAACAAAGUUGCGGCACUGUAGCAUCAUAAAAUGUUUAUAAAAUAGUUUUAAAAAUAUAAAAAUAACACCAAAUAAAGUAAAUAUACAUACGUAAAUAUAUGUUUAAUAUUAAUAAAGUGUAAAUAUAAUUUUAAUUGUUUUUAAUAUGUCAAUAAUAAUGACAUAAAAAUGUUUGGUGUGGUUUAUAAGCACGUAUGGACAAGACUAGAAAGCAAGAUAAGAGAGCUUGUAUAUAUUUUUUAGUCGCCAAUAGUUUACCGUAUUUGUCUCGUUAAUACAUUUAAAGAUAUGAUUUCAAUAAUCUGUAAUGAACAAUUAUACAUGCAUUGGAUAAAUAAUAACAACAACUGCCUGGAAGAUAAAAAAUCUUAAGUAAAAAAAUAAAUAAUAUAAUCACAUAACAAAUUUAUCAACAAUUAAAUUUAAAAAAAAAGUAAAAGGUAAUUAAAUGAAAUAUUUAUUAGCUAACCUAAAGAGAUAAAAAUAGGUUAGUUAAUUAAACAAAUGGUUUCCUGACAUGAUGGAAAGCAAGUUGUAUGUGAAAAAUGAGCCGGGACUUGAGGGGCAAUCACAUGCAAAUACAUUGUCCAAUCAACAAUUAAGUAAUAAUGUUGAUGAUACAACAAAUGGUGGAAGAAUAUGUUUUGUAUGUGGUACACAUAGUCAUAAUGAUUUAUAUUGGUUACGUGUUAAACCAACACCUGGUGGUCCACCAAAUGAGCCUUAUUUUCCAUUUUUAGAAUCACAUGAACCACCAGCUGGUUAUCGUGGUGAAAAUGCACGUAAUGGUACAAUAAGAUCAUGUACAUUAUGUUAUGCAUUAUUAUCACAACAAUGGGAAAAUUAUGAACGUGAUUCACGUCCACAAAGUCAACGUAUUUAUUGGUUAAAACGUUGUGAUGGUAGUACAUUUACUGGUGCUGAAAUGACAUCACAAGGUGAAUAUGCAUCACAAAUACUUGGUUUAACAAAUGAACAACCAAUUUUAAAUCAACAAACAAGACAAGAUAAUAAUCGUCCAGUUGGUUUAUCACCAAGAUUACCACAAAAUUCACCAUCACCAAGAGUUAUUGAACAAAAUCGUCCACCAUCAAAUUCAAUUGAUAUACCAAGACCACAUUCAAAUCAAACUGAUACUGCCAAACAUAUUGAACAAGUUAGAUUAACAAUGGAAUCACCACAUCAACGUUUACAAUCACCACAUCAAAGAUUACAAAGUCCAAGACUUACUGUUGAUGAUACACGAUUAUCAAAUGAUGCUGCAUUAGAUUUACGACAUGCACCAAGAAGUUCACCAGCACCACAACCACAAGCUAUUUACAGUGGUGGUUCAUCAUCAAGUGUGGGUACAGAUAUACUUGAUUUAUCAAUGCCAGAUAAAAAUUCAGUAACUGAAGUGUGUUAUGUUUGUGGUGAUGAAUUUAAAAGGGGUUCACUCAGUCAUAUUGCUGCUAAACCACUGAUAAUACCACCAAAUUCACCGGCUAAUCCACAACCAUUUUUUCCAUCAUUAAUGCUACAUCCAAGACCCAGUAGAAGUAGACCUAUGGAUAGUGCAGGUCGUGUACAGGCUUGUUCAGCAUGUCAAAAUCAUCUUUUACUACAAUGGAAAGCUUAUACAAGACAGGGUGUACCACAUGGUGAUCGUAAUUAUACAUUAAGAAAACGUCAAGCACCAACAAUGGAUACAACAACAUUUAUUUGUUAUACAUGUGCAUUGGAAUAUCCUUCGUCCAGUAUUAGAUUAUUAUAUUGUUGUCCAAAUCCAGAAAAAGAAGCAUAUUUUCCAUUUAUAUAUUCAAUGAGACCACCUCAAGGUGCUAGUCCAAUAAGUCCUCAAGGAAUGGUACAAGUUUGUUCUAUAUGUUAUAAAACAAUACCACAAAAACAACAAGUUUUUGGUGGUGAUAAUAAUGAUGUGCCGCAACAAUUACCUGGUCAAAGUAUUGAAUUUCGUCAACAAGGACCAUCACCAAGACCAGUAGUAGCAAAAUCACCAGCAAAUUCAGCUGGUAGUGAUAUACGUUUUAAACCUUAUGAUUUAAAUAAAUCAAGUGUAGUUACAACAAAACCAAGGAGUGCCAAUAUUAAAAUAGCAAGUUCAGGACAACGUAAUUCACCAAGUAGUAGUAGUAAUACUGCACCAACUGAAAAUGGUAAUGUUGCUAAUGUUGGACAAAAUUAUAGAUGUUAUAUUUGUGAAAGAUUACAUCCACGUACACAAAUGGAAUGGUUAUCAACAAGUCCAGAGGGUAUGAAUUCACAUGCAAUGCAUUUUCCAUGUUUACGUGGAAUGGCAAGAACAUCAGAAAAUGCAUGUAUGGAUAGUCAUGGAAGAGUAUUAGCAUGUAGUAAAUGUGUUAAUCAUUUAGCUCAACAAUGGGAAGGUAUGGAUGCUGAAAGAGUACCACUUGAACGACGUAGAUAUGAUGUACCUAGUCCACAUCCAAAUGGUGAUGUUAAUAGAACAAUAGCAACACCACCAAGUUCAAGUUCUGAUCGUACAUUUGGUAGUAAUCCAGGUGCAUCAAGUAGUUCAAUAUAUUGUUUUCUUUGUGGUUUACAUAGUGAUUUAACACUUGCACGUGUACUUUAUGGACGUUCACAAGGACGUAAUGCACCAUAUUUUCCUGAAUUAUAUCGUCAUCAAUCACCACAAAAUGCUGAACAAUUACGUGAAGAUGGCUCAGCACUUGUUUGUACAUUUUGUUAUCAUUCAUUACUUGCACAAUGGAGAAAAUAUGAAUCAUUAGUUGCUGGACAACAAGUUAAUCCACCAGAAAGACAAUAUAAUACUCAUGAUUAUUGGUGUUAUGUUUGUGGUAUAACAACAUAUCGUAAACGUGUUAGAGCAUUACCUGUUAAAGAUUUUCCAUUUUUAAAAUAUCAUAGACAACCAGAAAAAAGUUUAUUAUUAGAAAAUGGUGAUUUUGCUGUUGUUUGUCUUGAUUGUUAUGAAACAUUACGUACACAAAGUCUUGAAUAUGAAAGAUGGGGUUUACCUGUUGAAAAAAGAGAAUAUAAUUGGAUUGUUCAACCUCCACCACCUGAAGAUAGUCCUGAUGCUGCUAUUGCAAGAUUACCAUCUGGUGAACGAUCGGAAAAAGUGGUACCACCGACACUUACAGUAAGACCAGCUAGAAAAAAUUGUUCACCAAAAGCACCUGAAAAAAAACCACCACCAAAGAUGCCCGAUAAAGAUUCAGGUCUUCAACCAGCAACAACAAAAUCCCAACAACCAACGUCAAUUGGUAAAUCCCACAGACCAAGUACGGGUGUAUUACCACAGGGUCAUACACCAGGUCCAGGUCCAGGUCCAGGACCAGGACAAGGACCAGGUGGACAACAAAAUAGUCGAAGUUUUGCUGCUGCAUUGAGAAAUCUUGCCAAACAGGCAGGACCGGCUCCUCAGGAUGAAGAGCCACGUGCAAGUCCAAAAAAUCGAGCACCACCACCACCUCUUGUUCGGGGACCCUCACCGGCCAAGGAACGUCCAACUCAUGAGAGAAGAGUAGAGGAGAUACCUUCAAUGUACACAACAGCAAGACCACCAGAGAAUAAUAAACACAGUGUUACAUCCGCCACAUCUGAAUUGCUAGCUCGUUCUGGCUUUCAGCCAUAUCGGCCUGAGCAUCAUCCAACUCAACAACCACAAUUUGCCCUGGAUCCUGCGGCAUAUAGUCCUUAUCAUCAUGGUCUCUAUCCACCACCUCAUCUACAGCAUGCUUAUAGACUAGAGGAACAAUUGUACUUGGAAAGAGUUGGUAUGCUUAGGCCACCAUUAUUUCCUGGUUUACCAACUUAUCCAAUUUAUGGUUUACGAUAUAGUCCUGAUAUGUUACCACCAGCUUCACUUGGUCUUAUGUCUCCAGUAAUGCAUGAACGGCUGAAAAUGGAAGAAGAACACAGACUGAGACAGGCACGUGAACAAGUUGCAUUGAGAGAAGAAGAAGAAAGGAGACGAGCAGCACGUAGUUCAGCAUCAACAACAGCAGUACCAUCAUCUGCAUCAACUUCCAACGAUACUGCAGCUAGGAAGCCGACCAUAGCAGCUCCAUUGCACAACGAUAGAGAACGUGAACAACGUGAACGUUUAUCAACAAACAACAUAAUAAUACCUGAUAUGAUGAAAAACAACAAUAGCUGUCACAAUAAUAUAACAAGAAAAGAUGAACAAAAUAUAACAGUGUUAUCUGAGCCAUCAAAUACAUCACAAAUAUAUCAUCAUCCUCGUAUUGUUCAUACACCAUAUCAAAUUACAAAUGCUCCAUUAUCAGGUGGUAGUAUGAGCUCAGUAAGUUCAUCAGUUGUACAAUUACCACAAACAAUUGUUUCAACUUUACCACCAUUAAAUCUUUUACCACCCCAAUCACAACAAACAAAUCAAAUUGGUUCAUCAAUAUCUUCAAUUGUUCCAAUUGCCUCUGGCAUUUCUCCAUCUACCUCCCAGCCAUCAUCAUCUCUUAAUAUACCUUUAACUCCAAUGAUGGGACUUCAUCUGCCCCCACCACCACAACAACAACAACACCAACAACAACAACAACAACAACAACAACAACAACAACAACAACAACAACAACAACAACAACAACAACAACAACAACCCUCACAAACAUUACAGUCACUAUCACAACCACCAACACAAAAUAUAAUUCAUUCUAGUCAACAUCCCAAUACACCAUUCACAACAAUGUCUCAAUCAUCAUAUCCAAUUCAACCUCAUCCACAAAUACCUCUUGCACCACUUAUUUUACCAUCAUCAAUUACAAAUCAACAUAAUUCUCAUGCAUUUACAACAACAACAAAUUCAUUACUUGCAUCUGGAACAAUGUCAACACAUGCAAGUCAUAAUUUAUCAUCACCUGGAUUAAAUCAUAUACCUUUAAAUAUUGGUAAUCAUACAUCUAUUAAUUGUCAUAAAUCACUACCAAUUAAUCAUUCAAUAUCACGAUUAAAAGAUACAAAUAUUAAUACAUCAACAACAAUGACAAUACCAAUUACAACAAAUUCAAUUGUUACAACAAUACCCAUUACAACAGUACAAUAUCAACCAACAUUUGUACGUCCAUUUGAAGAUUCUUUUCGUUCAACAAAUAAAACACAAUCAACAUGGUCAGUUGUUAAUAAUCAUAGUAUAUCAAGUCAAAUAAAUCAUCAAGAUAUUUGUAAACCAACAAAUAAUGCAGUAGUAACAUCAUCAAUACCACCACCACCACCAACAACGACAACAACAACACCACCAGUUACAACAGCAUCAUCAUCAUCACCAUCAUCAUCAGUAGUUGUAACAACAACAACAACACCAACAACAACAACAUUGAACAACAGUAUUCUUCAUAAUUUUUCACAUGAUUCAACUGAAAGUGCUAAAGUAACAAGUGUUUAUUCACAUUCUGGUUAUCAUCAUCCACAUGUUCCAAUAUCACAUUUACCAACAAUGUAUAAACCACAAAUAUUUACUCCACAUCAACAAACUCAGGUGUCUGAUAAGAUCAAUAAUAAUAACAAUAAUAACAAUAGUAACAAUAAUAAUAUUAAUAUUAAUAACAAUAAUAAUAAUAGUAAUAAUAAUCAAUUAAUAGUUAGUGGUACUAAUGGUGAUAUUGCAAAAAUAAAUCAAUACAAUAUGAAUGGAUUAAAAUCACCAUAUCCUGAACAAACAAUUUAUGAUAAUAAAAAUGGUGGUGAAAAUGAAGAAGGUAAUGAUGGUGGUGGUGGUAGUAAUAGUAGUAAUAGUAAUAAUAAUAAUUGUAGUAAUAUUAAUAAUAAUAAUAGUAGUAGUAAUAGUUAUAAUAAUAAUAUAAAUAAUAAUAACAAUAAUGUGCCGGUAAUACCUCCUGAAAAUACAACAAAUAUUGUUGUUAAUGAAAAAAAAAAAAAUUUUUAUUCAAUUGAAAAUAAUAUAAUGUCAAGUACAAUUAAUAAAAAAGUCAAUCAUCGAUCAAUUCUUGAACCUGUCAAUAAAGAAAAUAAUAAAUUAAUUAAUAAUAAUUUAUUAUUAACAAAAAAAAUUAAUAAUAAUAAAGUUGAUAAAAAUAAUGAUAAAAAUUUAAUUGAAGAAAAAUUAGAUAAUAUUGAUGUUAAUAAUGAUGAUAAACAUAUUGAUGUUAAUAAUGAUUUAAAUAAAAUUGAUGUUAAUAAUUGUAUAACAACAACAACAACAACAACAACGACAACAACAACAACUGCAAUUACAAGUGUAAUUACAACUACAACUUCAACAACAAUGCCUUAUAAACAACCAAUAAAAUUUUCAAUAAUUGAAAUAAAUAAAAAUUCAUUAAUUGAUACAAAUCGUAUAUUAAAAAAUAUAAAAUCAGCAGAAGUAUUACGUACUUGUCAAAAUGUAUCAAAUGUAUUAUUACAAAUUCCAAAAUAUCAAGAAAAAUUAUUAAAUUUUUCAACAAAUGAAUUAAAUGAGUGCAAUAAUAUUAAAAGUUCAUCGAAUAAAUGUGAAACAGCUGUUCUUAAUGUUCCUGAUCCAUCAAAAGUAUUGAAUAAUUUUAAUAAUAAUAAUACUUUUAAUGAUUAUUUUGAUGACUCUGGUUUAUCAUUACUUGAUGACGCAACAAAUGACUUGACAUCAACAUUGGAUUUAGCUGAAAUACGUAGAAAAAGAAAAAGAGAAUCUAAUGAAAAUAAUGCAUGUAGCUCAGAAUCAGAUGAUGAAGAUGAACUAAAAAAUGUUGAUCUUUGGAUAACAAAAGGACCACCAGCUAAAAAAUUUUACUCCGAAAAAAAAGUAUCUUUUCUUGCGAUGUUUGGAUUGACUACACAUACUACAAAAAAUGAAAUUGAAAUUGAAAAAUUAGAAAAACGAUAUCGACUCAAUCCAGAAUCACCAGACAUACCAGUUAAAAAUUUUGAAAUUCCAAUUAAAUCAAGUUUACCAAUACCAGGGGAACAUCCUGAUUACUUGAUUCCAGAUUAUGAUUUUGUUCCAAAAGUUAAAUUUUUAAGCGAAAUGGGUCUUAAUUAUGUGACAUCAGAUCAACGAGAUAAAGCUGAAAAAAAUUGGCAAUUUAUAUUAGAACAACGUAAAAAACGUAUGAAUAUAAAUUCCGUAACUCUUUUUUGUGAUCGUAUGGCAAAGGCUUAUUCAAUAAAUCCAAUAGAAGAAUUACCUUACGGUUUUGUAGAGUAUCAUAUGAAUCCAAUUAAAGAUAAAAUUGAACGAUAUACACGAGCAAAACGUGUGCGAAAACAAAAAAUUAUUAAAAAUCCUGAUGAAUGUGAAGACGAUGAUAAGGAUAAAAUAAAAUGGACAAAUAUCGAGGAUAUUAUGACUGCUUACAAGGAAUAUUCAAAAGAAAAAUCAAUGGAAAAAGAAUUAUUAAAAACAAUAAUGGCUGAAUCAAUAGCUCGUAUUAAUGAAUUACAUUCAGAGGCAAAUGAAUUAAAACGUGAAAAAUGUGAACUUAGAAAAACAAAACGACAACUUGAAAAUGAAGAACGUUUUAUAAAUGUUAAAAUUGAAAAAAUAAUGCACUUAAUAGAUAUAGUAGUUGAUGAUGAUGACUAUGUGAUUGAAGGGUUACGGACUUAUUAAUAAAUCUGUGAUAUUAACAACGGGAUUAAGGGCCGUUGGGAAUACGUGAAAUUUCAUUUAAAAAAAUAAUAUAAAAUAUAUUAUUUUUUAAAUAAUUAUUACUAUAGUGACCUCAAAUGAGUUAUUGCAAGCAUAAAAAUAAUAAAAUAAAAUAGUUACAGUGUCAAAAUACUAUAUCACAUUUAUAAUUUUAAAUCUGUUGACAGAUUUAAUUUAAAAAUAUGAGAAAAGUUUUUUUAAAAAAUCCAUAUCGAGUGUAUAAUAUGUAUAAAAAAAAAAAAAGAAACAAAGCAGCUUCAAAGUGGACUUUCUUAUCAAUAAAAUGACAAUUUUUUUUUUUUAUUUUAAGCACAACUUGGCGGCACUUAUACCCAAAGUAUAUUUAAAUAUAAUAAAAUUAUUAUUUGAAUUUGAUGAUAACAAUGAGAAUAUAUAUAUUGUAUAAAAAUUCAUGUACGAAAAAAAAAAGAAAAAACAACAGAAAUAAUAAGUCAAGUAAAAUAGAAAUUGUAAGUUAUUUUUUAUGUUAAACUUAAAAUUACAUGAUGAAUAAUUGAAAGAAACAAUUUUAAUAAUUUUAAAAAAAAUAUUUAAGAUUGACCUCAAGGAACAAAGCUACUUGAUUUAUUUAUUUGUUUUUUUAUUUUUUUUAAAUUGUAAGUGGCGUACAAUUUAUCUGAUUCAAAUAUUUUGUCAGUAGCAUGUGACAAAAAUAAUAAAAAAAAAAAAUCAAAAGAUAAAAAUGAAAAAUAAUUAUGCAAUGUUUGUUUGUUAUAAUUAACUGUUUGACACUGAUAUUAAAUCGACUGUAAACAGGGACACUGUGUCCUUCAUUAAAUUAUCCAAAAUUCAUGGGCCAGUCAUUGUGAAUUAAUAAAAUAAAUAUUAAAUAAUUAAAAAUUAAUAUUAAUAAUAAAAAUGAUAAGUUUUUUUUCCUUUUUUUUUUUUUGUAAAAAAGAAGAAUAAAAUAGGCUGAAGAUACUUAUCAUUUUAAUAAAUUUAUUGGCUGAUUUUUUUACAACAGAAAUAAAAUAUUCUGAGGAUUUUAAAAAAAUUAAUUUUUUAACAACUUUAAAAUUAUUAUAUAUUUGUAACCUCGGAACAUUCCACUCUGAUAUUUAUUGAUAAAAAAAAAAUAUAUAUUACAAUAUGAAAAAAAAAAAAGAUUUUGAUAAAAAAAAAUAAUUAAAAUUAUUUUUAAUGAUUGAAUUUUAGUCAAAUUUUGUUAAUAACAAUUUAUUGUGUUUUUUUUUUUUAAUUAAAAAAAAAUUAUUAUGUUUUUCAUUUAUUAUUUAUUAUUUGACUGUCCAAAAGUUAUUUGUAAAUAUUUAUUAUUUUUGUGUAUUAUGUAAAUCUCAAUUAAUUUGAGAUAAAAAAAAUUAAUAAAAAAUACUAAUAUUUGCUGAUUGCAAAUGAAAAAUC